AUGGGCUCUACCGACUUUGGCAACUUUAACAAAUUCUGCAGAGAUUCUACUCUGCCGGUUUGCAACCUUCUAUCAGAUCACCACAACCAAACGGGGAAAUGGGACGGCUGCCAGCUAACCGGCAUUUCCCUCAGCGGAGGCCGCCACCUUGGUAACCUUGGUUCCAUUCUUCUGGCUGGAAUUGCCAUCCUCACAGCUGUUUUCUUACUGCUCCAGUCGGACAAGAAGAAGGCUGCUGUUGGCAGAAGGGAAAUGCAGUUGUUUCUUCUUGGCUACAUUGUCAUUAGCAUUUGUGAAAUCUUCUCCGUUGGCGAGUUUCCACUCUCUAGCAAAGUCCGCAUGGCCUUUAGCGCGAUUCAUAUUGGCAUGAUCACUGCCACGACGUGGAUUCUUAUGCUCAAUGCCGUGAUUGGCUAUCAAUUGAUUGACGACGGUACCGCGCUCUCUUUGGGUCUCGUUGUUGCAUCCGCCGCCGCCUUCUUCAUUGGCACCGGCUACAUUGCUCUCGACACUGGCUUCAGCUUCACAGAAUUCUGGGACUCGAGUUACGCUCUGCCUAACCGGAACCUGGCUCUCUAUGUCCUCUACCAGCUUGUGCCGCUCAUUUUCCUCGUCGCUUUCUACGUGCUCGAGACUAUCCUCGUCCUUCGCGUACUCGGCGAGAUUCGCCCCAUGAUCUACUUGACAGCCGCUGCUGUCUUAUUCGCCAUCGGACAGGUUUUCAACUACACUGUCUCCCCGCACAUCUGCAACGGAACCAAUGGCAAAAUUGACGGUGCGCUGUUUCAAACCCUCUUCACCCUCUUAUCCGUCGUUGGUGUAUGGGCCUUUUGGUCAAGCAUCACCGAGGAUGACUGGUCAUCGCAGGAGGGCCCGUACCCCUAA
Messenger RNA from Akanthomyces muscarius, 885 nucleotides. RefSeq lists its product as uncharacterized. Gene Ontology annotation, cellular component: endoplasmic reticulum membrane. NCBI's taxonomy places the organism in Eukaryota, Fungi, Ascomycota, Sordariomycetes, Hypocreales, Cordycipitaceae. The transcript is spliced from 5 exons. The record is from RefSeq and is a predicted model, not a curated record. Gene Ontology annotation, biological process: protein folding. Bases 1 to 885 code for a protein of 294 amino acids.